AUGAAGCUCUCAAUUCUAUCACUCCUUUCCCUCACGCUAUGUGCGACUGCAGCUCCUGCAGGGGCUGACUUUAGCCUUGUCGGUUUCGCCAAGGACAACCCAAUUGGACCAACCACUGGUGGUGCUGGCAAGAAUGGCAAGAGCGUCACUGUUCGGACGGUCGCGGAGUUCAUCAAAGCUGUAAACGGCAGCGAGCCAACAGUCAUUUACGCCAAGGGCAACUUCAACCUCACAUCGAGAGUUCAAGUAGGGUCGAACAAGUCUCUCAUCGGAAUGGGCAAGGGAGCUCAAAUCACUGGCUCGGGUCUUAACAUCUUCAACAAGACCAAUGUCAUCAUUCGCAAUAUCGGGUUCACAGCGAUUGACGACGACUGCAUGACGAUUCGUAACAGCACCCGCGUAUGGAUCGAUCAUAACGAGUUCACUACUGGCAACUUCCCUGCUCUGGGCCCUGAUGCGUACGACGGCCAAGUAGACAUCAUCCGCGCCGCGGAUUGGAUCACAGUCUCAUGGAACUACUUCCACGAUCACUGGAAGAGCUCUCUCGUUGGCAACAGCGAUGCGCUCAGGGAUGUUGAUCAAGGUCACCUCCACGUCACCUACCACCACAACUACUGGCGCAACGAGGGCACCCGCGGCCCUGCCGGUCGUUUCGGCCACCAACACAUCUACAACAACCUCUACGUCGACUUCCUGUACCAAGCCAUCCACUCCCGUAGCGACAAUCAGGUUCUCGUUGAAGGCAACGUCUUCAAGGGUAAGACACGCGAGGCUCUCAGCACAUACGGAUUGGUCAUUCCAGAGGACAGUCCCAACACCAGCCCCGAUGGCGACUUCGAGAUUGACGGCUUCGCGAACCUUGGUGCAAAGAACGACUUUGGAAAGGCGACUGUCAAUAUUACUCAAGUUGGCAACUUCACCAAGGCGCCUUACAAGUACAAGCUUACUAAGCUCAAGGAUGUCGAGAAGAUCGUGAAGAAGGGCGCUGGUCUUGGCAAGAUCUGA
Messenger RNA from Alternaria incomplexa, 1005 nucleotides. RefSeq lists its product as uncharacterized. Lineage: Eukaryota; Fungi; Ascomycota; Dothideomycetes; Pleosporales; Pleosporaceae. Gene Ontology annotation, molecular function: pectate lyase activity. The record is from RefSeq and is a predicted model, not a curated record. The transcript has a single exon. The coding region runs from base 1 to 1005 and encodes 334 amino acids.